CCUCCCCUCUUCAGUUUAGUUAAAGUUCAGGCUGCCUGUGGCUCGGAAACUUAUCAGAGCUCCUCCACACUGCUUUGGUCCAGGCUAGCGGACCUUCCUCUAUCCGAACACAACCGGACAGAACCGAAACUCGCGUCUGUUUGGACCUAAAGACUCUCCACCAGAGGAGCCGAACCACCACCUACUGAAGUUCACAGCUUAUCGAACAGAGAUGUUUGAGAUCAAAAGGAUCUGUUGCAUCGGCGCUGGGUACGUAGGAGGACCAACGUGCAGCGUGAUCGCUCACAUGUGCCCGGAGAUCACUGUGACCGUCGUGGACGUCAACGAGUCCCGCAUCAAAGCCUGGAACUCCGACACUCUGCCCAUUUAUGAGCCAGGACUGAAAGAGGUGGUUGAAUCAUGCAGAGGGAGGAAUCUGUUCUUUUCCACAGACAUUCCCUCAGCCAUCAAGGACGCCGACCUCGUCUUCAUCUCUGUGAAUACCCCGACGAAGACCUAUGGAAUGGGUAAAGGUCGCGCAGCUGACCUGAAGUUCAUUGAGUCGUGCGCUCGGCAGAUUGUGGAGGUCUCCGACGGCUACAAGAUCGUCACAGAGAAGAGCACCGUCCCCGUGCGGGCUGCAGAGAGCAUCAGACGGAUCUUUGACGCCAACACUAAACCCAGCCUUAACCUGCAGGUGCUGUCCAACCCAGAGUUCCUCGCAGAGGGAACAGCAGUACGGGAUCUAAAGGAGCCGGAUCGCGUCCUGAUCGGUGGAGAUGAGACGCCGGAGGGUCAGAAGGCGAUCAGAGCACUUUGUGCUGUUUAUGAACACUGGGUCCCCAAGUCCAGAAUCAUCACUACCAACACCUGGUCGUCUGAGCUCUCUAAACUGGCGGCGAAUGCUUUCCUGGCGCAGCGAAUCAGCAGCAUCAACAGCAUCAGUGCUCUGUGUGAAGCCACAGGAGCCGACGUGGAGGAGGUGGCCAAGGCCAUCGGCAUGGACCAGAGGAUUGGCAGCAAGUUCCUUAAAGCCAGCGUCGGCUUUGGUGGGAGCUGUUUCCAGAAAGACGUGCUCAAUCUGGUGUAUCUGUGUGAAGCUCUAAACCUGCCGGAGGUGGCGUCCUAUUGGCAGCAGGUAAUUGACAUGAAUGAAUACCAACGACGGCGAUUUGCUUGUCGGAUCAUUGACUGCCUCUUCAACACCGUUACUGGAAAAAAGAUUGCUCUGCUUGGGUUCUCUUUCAAAAAAGACACGGGGGACACCAGGGAGUCGUCCAGCAUCUACAUAUCAAAGUAUCUGAUGGACGAGGGAGCCAAGCUGUUCAUCUAUGACCCCAAAGUUCUUAAAGAGCAAAUCAUUCAUGAUCUGUCGCAGCCCAGCAUCUCAGAGGACAACCCAGAAAGAGUGUCUGAGCUGGUGACCAUAACCUCAGACCCCUAUGAGGCCUGCCAGAGCGCACAUGCAUUGGUCAUCUGCACAGAGUGGGACAUGUUUAGGGAACUUGACUAUGAGAAGAUUUACAAGAAAAUGCUGAAGCCAGCCUUCAUUUUUGAUGGUCGCAGAGUUCUAGACCACCUCCACGCAGAGCUGCAGAACAUCGGCUUCCAGAUCGAGACCAUUGGGAAGAAAGUGACCUCUGCUCGAAUCCCCUACACCCCAGCAAUCGUUGGACCACGCACCGCUGCCACCGAGCCUCCCACCAAGAAGGCAAAAGCCUGAAAGAUGAACCCCCCCCUCUGCCCAAUAUUGGCUCGCUGCUUCUCAUCAGUCUCAAAGUUGCUGCAAAUCAAAUAUCUUUUAUAUUUCUGUAACGCUAUCAUUCCAAACACCACAGCCAGAAUUACAUCUAGCACAUGCAUCAGAUGACCUGUUUUUAUAGAAACACUAUAUACGCAGGUUUAUUUUCUUAUAUAAUGAAGCUGUUCUUAAAUGCAAAGUUUUAUCUUUUUCUUUUCCUAUUACUAUUUUUAUAAAUCAUGUUGCUGUAUGCUAAGUGUUCAUUUAAGGGGCCAAUGCAAUAAAAUGAGACCUGUAAUUCUUUAGAUACUUUUUAUACAUGUAUCACCUCCAAUAAAUCUGUCUUUAUAAGUUCAAAUCUCA
Cyprinodon variegatus (sheepshead minnow) is the source of this 2083-nucleotide messenger RNA. It is a transcript of the gene ugdh, whose product is annotated as UDP-glucose 6-dehydrogenase. The transcript has 12 exons. Gene Ontology annotation, molecular function: UDP-glucose 6-dehydrogenase activity; NAD binding. Gene Ontology annotation, cellular component: cytosol; nucleus. Lineage: Eukaryota; Metazoa; Chordata; Actinopteri; Cyprinodontiformes; Cyprinodontidae. The coding region runs from base 212 to 1702 and encodes 496 amino acids. Gene Ontology annotation, biological process: glycosaminoglycan biosynthetic process. The record is from RefSeq and is a predicted model, not a curated record.